Saccostrea cuccullata (small rock oyster) is the source of this 3599-nucleotide messenger RNA. RefSeq lists its product as uncharacterized. NCBI's taxonomy places the organism in Eukaryota, Metazoa, Mollusca, Bivalvia, Ostreida, Ostreidae. Gene Ontology annotation, biological process: proteasome-mediated ubiquitin-dependent protein catabolic process; negative regulation of translation; protein polyubiquitination. Gene Ontology annotation, molecular function: translation repressor activity; protein binding; ubiquitin protein ligase activity. The record is from RefSeq and is a predicted model, not a curated record.
GCAAGAGCGAUAACUCUAAUUUCAGGGCGAUCAGAAAUCCUGAACUGUGGAGAAGACAGGUUUGGGCGGAUACCAUGAAGACGUGAUGAAAAAAGAACUGACGAAUGACUUCUGCUAUUCUACCAAUUGCAAUGUGAGACAAGUUUUCUAAAACAUAUACAGAAAGUAUGGAUCCCCGCCUCAGUGCCCAGGAUGUGAUCAGAUGUGAUCUUUGUGAGACAGCUAUUGUACAGAUGUACUGUGAUUUCUGUCAUGUCAACCUUUGUAAACCCUGUAUUGGAGAACACAUUGCUGAUGAAUAUGACAAACAUAAAAUUGUCCCAUUUCAACAUAGAAAAUCCACCUUGAUCUAUCCAAAGUGUGCAACACAUUCAUUCAAAUCAUGUGAUUUACAAUGCAAGGAAUGUAACUUUCCUGUUUGCUCCUUAUGCUCUGCAUCAGAACAGCAUAAAGGACACAAUUUAUUGAUCCUCGCAGAAAUAUACAAUUCCAAGAAAAAAGAUAUCGCAAAAGAUACAGAAGAAUUACAAAACAUUAUUUAUCCUACAUACAAAGAAAUCACAAACGAUCUAGAAACACAGAUGACUAACUUGGAUGGAGAAUAUGAGAAACUUACAACAGCAGUGACAGAAAAUGGAAAGCAAUGGCACAGAGAAAUUGACAAUGUCAUCAAUGCCAUGAAAAAAGAAAUUGAUGAUUUUAAAGUAAAACACUUUGACAUUAUGAAGAAACAUGCAGAAGAAGUGAAACAAAUACAGACUCUUAUUGAACAAACUCUGCUCAACCUGAAGGAAAUAGAAGAAUCAAAUGAAGUGUCCAUGACCUUGGAAUACAGCUCCAGAAACAAAGAAUUCAGCAAACUUCCUCCCAAAGUUAACGUAUCACUGCCCAUUUUUAAUGCUAAACCAGUAGAUAGAGAACAGCUGUACAAGUUGUUUGGAUCUCUUACACCAUUAUCUACUACAACAGAAGAAAAUGGCUACAAACUGAAGAAACCAGAAACAUUAAACAGAGAACUAUUAGAAGAACCAGAACUUAUCACUACUAUAGAAACUGGGUAUGAAGAACUCUGCAAUGUUACCUGUCUCAGUGAAGAAGAAAUCUGGACAUGUGGAAUAGUCAGUGAUAUGAAAUGCUUUAACAUUCAAGGCUCACAUAUCAAGACAAUAACAAAAGAAUCAGGGGGAUUUCCAAAUGAUAUAGCUGUGACAGGGGAUGGAGAUCUAGUGUACUGUGAUGGGAAGAAAGGGACUGUUAAUAAGAUUACAAAUGGAAAGACAGAGAGGAUAAUCAGACUACAGGACUGGAUACCUAACAAACUCUGUGUCACUUCCUCUGGGGACCUCCUGGUCACCAUGUUCAGUGAUGAUAAAACACAAUCCAAGGUUGUCCGUUACUCGGGCUCCACAGAGAAACAAACAAUCCAGUUUGAUGAGGAGGGUAAACCUCUGUAUUCAGAAAAUUACAAAAUGAAGUACAUAAGUGAGAACAGAAACCUGGAUAUAUGUGUGGCUGACAGUGGAGCUGCUGCUGUUGUAGUUGUCAACCAAGCUGGAAAACUCCGAUUUAGAUAUACUGGUCAUCUUUCUACUAUACAGAAGAAACUAUUUUUACCCUUUGGCAUCACAACAGACAGUCAGAGUCAGAUCCUGACAGCAGACACUGAUAACCACUGUAUCCACAUCCUAGACCAGGACGGACAGUUCCUCCGUUAUAUAGAUAACUGUGAUCUCAAGGGUCCAUUUGGAUUAUGUGUGAAUAAAAAUUAUUUGUUUGUUGCUGAAGAAACUAUGGAUCCCCACCUCAGUGCCCAGGAUGUGAUCAGAUGUGACGUUUGUGAGACAGCUGUAGUACACUGUGAUUUCUGUCAUGUCAAACUCUGUAAACCCUGUAUUGGAGAACAUAUUGCUGAUGAAUAUGACAAACAUAAAAUUGUCCCUUUCCAACAAAGAAAAUCCACCUUGAUUUAUCCAAAGUGUGCAACACAUCCAACCAAAUUAUGUGAUUUACAAUGCAAGGAAUGUAACUUUCCUGUUUGCUCCUUAUGUUCGGCAUCAGAACAGCAUAAAGGACACAAUUUCUUAGUCCUCGCAGAAAUAUACGACUCCAAGAAAAAAGAUAUCGCAAAAGAUACAGAGGAAUUACAAAACAUUAUUUUUCCUAAAUACAAAGAAAUCACAACCGAUAUAGAGACACAGAUGACUAGCUUGGAUGGAGAAUAUGAGAAACUUACAACAGCCGUGACAGAACAUGGAAAACAAUGGCACAAAGAAAUUGACAAUGUCGUCAAUGCAAUAAAAAAGGAAAUUGAUGAUUUUAAAGUAAAACAUUUUGACAUUAUGAAGAAACAUGCAGAUGAAGUGAAACAAAUACAGACUCUUAUUGAACAAACUCUGCUCAACCUGAGGGAAAUGGAAGAAUCAAAUGAAGUGUCCAUGACCAUGGGUUACAGCUCCAGAAACAAAGAAUUCAGUAAACUUCCUCCACAAGUGAAAGUAUCAUGGCCCAUUUUUAAAGCUAAACCAGUAGAUAGCGAACAGAUGAACAAGUUUGUUGGAUCUCUUGCACCAUUAUCUAAUACAACCGAAGAAAAUGGCUACAAGCUAAAAAAACCCAGAGAGAUACUAACUAGAGAAUUGCUAGAAGAACCAGAACUUAUCACUACUAUAGAUACUGGGUAUGAAAAACUAUACAGUGUUAGAUGCCUCAAUGGAGAGGAAAUCUGGACAAGUGGAAGAGUCAGUGAUAUGAAAUGCUUUAACAUUCAAGGCUCACUCAUCAAGACAAUUACUAAAGAAUCAGGGGGAGCACCCAAUGAUAUAGCCGUGACAGGGGAUGGAGAUCUAGUAUACACUGAUGGGAAGAAAGGGACUAUUAAUAAGGUUACGAAUGGAAAGACAGAGAAGAUGAUCACACUACAGGACUGGACACCUUCACAACUCUGUGACACCUCCUCUGGUGAUCUCCUGGUUACCCUGUUCAGUGAUGAUGAAACACAAUCCAAAGUUGUCCGUUACUCGGGCUCGACAGAGAAACAAACAAUCCAGUUUGAUGAGGAGGAUAAACCUCUGUAUUCAGCAAAUACGAAAAUGAAGUACAUAAGUGAGAACAGAAACCUAUAUAUCUGUGUGGCUGACAAAGAAGCUGGUGCUGUUGUAGUUGUCAACCAAGCUGGAAAACUCCGAUUUAGAUACACUGGUCAUCUUCCUACUUUAAAGAAUAAACCAUUUAAACCUUAUGGCAUCACAACAGACAGCCAGAGUCAGAUCCUGACAGCAGACUGUGAUAACCACUGUAUCCACAUCCUAGACCAGGACGGACAGUUCCUCCGUUAUAUAGAUAACUGUGGUCUGAAGGAUCCAUGGGGAUUAUGCGUAAAUAAAAACUAUUUGUUUGUUGCUGAAUGGGGAGGAAAGUUAAAGAAAAUUAAAUACCUUAAAUAGAGAUACAGUGUAUACUAUGUAUAUACUUCAACUUGUGAAAAGGUGGUCAUAAUGGGUCUAUUUGUAUACAUGUAUAAAUUUGAAAUAUUUCAUUUUGUAAGAUAACAUUUCAUUGUAAACGAUAUUGUUUUCUUCAAGUUUCCAGAAGAUGAGAUG